AUGUCGGUGACGGUCACCUGCACUGCCAACCCCGAGGAGCACACCUGCGAGGCGUACGACGAGCCGUUCGGGGAGAUCGUCCUUGGCGUGAUCGACCAAAUCAUCUUCGAGUCGGAAACACGUCCUCUGCCGACGACGGCUGAGCUCGAGGAAAAUGAACGUCAACGUCAACGCGAAGUCGCUUCGCGCAUGGCACGAGAGGAGGCGCGGGCGCUUGGUCUGGUCGAGUUUACCGCGCAUGUGCGCCCUGACGGUCGGGCGCCAGAUGGCAAAACCUGGAGCUAUACGCGAGGCGAGUGGGUUCGCGAGGACUUCCGCAAGCAACAGCAACAACAAGUAGUAGAUAAGUCGGAGUACGUCGAGGUCGAUUGA
Bathycoccus prasinos is the source of this 372-nucleotide messenger RNA. RefSeq lists its product with no specific name. Lineage: Eukaryota; Viridiplantae; Chlorophyta; Mamiellophyceae; Mamiellales; Bathycoccaceae. The transcript has a single exon. The record is from RefSeq and is a predicted model, not a curated record. The coding region runs from base 1 to 372 and encodes 123 amino acids.